UACUAUACCAAAAUGUCAAAGAUUACUGUCGAGGAUGUGGCAGCUGCCGGAGAUGCUGGCAAGGAUGGUGGCUCUCUAACCAAUGCCGGAACCGCACAAGAUUCACAGGCCAGUUUACUGAGUGAAUUGACCCCCAUGCCACUGGGCAUUUGCCGCAAGCGUCGUGCCGAUGUCAACUCUUUGCCUUUGCGCCAAUAUUUGGAUCAGACUGUGGCCCCAAUACUGCUACACGGCCUACAGGCCUUGGCCAAGGAUCGCCCCAGUGAUCCGAUAAGCUAUUUGGCUACCUAUUUGUUGAAGAACAAAAAUCGCUGUGAUGAGGCAAAGGCUGAACAAGAAUAGAAGAGGAUACACGGAGAAGCUCUCUCUCUCUCUCUCUCUCUCUGACACAGAAACACAGUUUGUUCGAAUAUUGUACACAAUUUAACGUUGAUAUUAUAAUUUAAAACACUUACCAGACAAAUUCUCGUUACACACAUUAUUGUUCACACACACACACACA
Molecule: messenger RNA, 502 nt
Organism: Drosophila willistoni
Lineage: Eukaryota; Metazoa; Arthropoda; Insecta; Diptera; Drosophilidae
Product: protein dpy-30 homolog
Exons: 1
Coding region: 13-342 (109 amino acids)
Cellular component (GO): Set1C/COMPASS complex
Source: RefSeq, a predicted model, not a curated record